CUCACAUGUUUUUGGAGCAUUGUUUAGAGUUUCCUUGGUUCAGAAAUCAACUUAAGCAGGUUCGAUUUUUUGGCUUUUCUCUUCUCUCUUUACUCCAUCCCAUUUCCUUCUUAUCAUAGAAAUUUGAUAGCUACUGGAGGCAAGUAUUUUCCAGCAUCAAUGGAGACCAUGAUCAUGGGCUUUAUCUUCCUUCCAAUGUUGUUGAUGCAAUGCUUCAUGGCUGCCUUAGCCAUGUCUCAAACAAACUUGACCACAGACCAAUAUGCUCUUCUUCAAUUCAAAGCUUACGUCACUUCUGAUCCUUUGAAUAUCAUGUCCUCCAAUUGGUCUUCUUCUGCUACUUCAAUCUGUAAUUGGGUUGGUGUUUCCUGUGGUGCUUUUCAUAGUAGAGUCACAGCCUUGGAUCUUCCAAACAUGAAUCUUACUGGCAGCCUCCCUCCUCACUUGGGAAACCUCUCAUUUCUUGUUUCUAUCAACUUGAGUGGAAACAGCUUCAAUGGCCGUUUGCCUCCAGAAUUAGGGAAGCUACAGCGUUUAAAGUUCAUGGACUUGAGCUUCAAUUUUCUCAACGGAAGCAUCCCGGAUGAGAUUUGGUUGCUUUCAAAGUUGGAGAUUUUUAAAUUAGGAAGCAACCACCUUACAGGAACUAUAUCAAGAAAUAUUGGAAGCUUAACUAAGCUAAGAAGAAUAUACAUUGGACAUACAAAAAUAGGAGGGGAAAUACCAGAGGAGAUAGGUAAUCUGCAUAAUUUGGAGAAACUUUCAGUAGAAAAUGCAAGUCUAUCAGGUCUAAUUCCACCAAAUAUCUUCAAUAUCUCUUCCUUAAGAGGGAUUUAUCUCUACACAAAUAACCUUUCUGGUACCCUUCCCGUUGACUUGUGCUACCAUCUGCCAAAUCUUGAGGAGCUUGAUUUGAGUGAGAAUCAAUUAAAUGGCUCAAUUCCCUCAAGUAUAAGUAGAUGCAAGAAGCUUCAGCAGUGAGAUUAUUGAAUUUGUUUUAUUUUCAUUUAUAAUACAUGAGAUUAAUAAUUUUUGAGUCAUUGC
This is a messenger RNA of Rubroshorea leprosula, 1044 nucleotides long. Lineage: Eukaryota; Viridiplantae; Streptophyta; Magnoliopsida; Malvales; Dipterocarpaceae. The record is from the annotation of a GenBank genome assembly.